UUUGCCGUACUAAACUUUCCUACACCGUCAUGUCGAUAGUAAAUAUCUACUUUCAUGACGAGAACAUCUACAACGUCGAAAAGAAACCACCGGAAAAGCCCCCAAAGCCGCCCCUCUACCACUCCCGUUUCGAGCGCCAGGUCCGCCAGGAGACCAAGUCCUGCAAGGAUGCUCACCGCACCAUGGGCUUCUCGAAAAUUCCCCUCCAAACGCCGAGCGAAUUUUUGAAGAAAAACUGUGGACCACGGUAUCGGGCCACAAAAUCGGCCCCGGUGCGGCUCUGCACCGGCCACAAACCGCCCGUCCCGAAGCCAAACGAAACGGCCAGCGGGGAACCGGUCGGGCAGGUGAUGAAGAUAGUCGACUUCAAGAAGGAGAACAUAAAAAAGGUCGUUACGGCCAGCCCGAAAAAGGUACGCCCACGGUAUGCCGAUACACGCAAGGGGGACUUUCACGAUCUGGAAAAGUCGGGCCUGAUGCCGAUCUACGUGUGCAAGCCGAAGUUUGGCAAGGUGCCGCAGUAUCUGACCCGACGCAAGAAGGACUUGACCGCGCAGAAGGAACGGCUGAUCGAGCAGCAAGCCCAGCAGAAGCCACGCUGUUCGUACAUCUCGCAAGAGGAGCGCGUCGAAUUGCUGAGGGGUUUGAAACAAAAUUGGGAGAAAUUACAGCAGGAAUACCAAAGCCUUCCACUACUGACCGACACUGUUCCAAAGAUGAUCCGCAAGGCAAAGCUGGAGAGCACUCUUAAGCGGCUGGAAAAAGACAUUCUGACGAUCGAGAACAACCCGUACAUCUACAUCUAUGACGACGAUCACAAAGAAACAGCAUAACAUCCCUAAAACACAGCGUGAACUACACUAGUAUUAACGGCAUCGUGUGGAAAAUACUC
Anopheles coustani is the source of this 892-nucleotide messenger RNA. Its product is annotated as enkurin. The transcript is spliced from 2 exons. Gene Ontology annotation, cellular component: acrosomal vesicle. NCBI's taxonomy places the organism in Eukaryota, Metazoa, Arthropoda, Insecta, Diptera, Culicidae. Gene Ontology annotation, molecular function: calmodulin binding. The coding region runs from base 30 to 833 and encodes 267 amino acids. The record is from RefSeq and is a predicted model, not a curated record.